Molecule: messenger RNA, 1032 nt
Organism: Trichomonas vaginalis G3
Lineage: Eukaryota; Parabasalia; Trichomonadida; Trichomonadidae
Exons: 1
Coding region: 1-1032 (343 amino acids)
Source: RefSeq, a predicted model, not a curated record
AUGAACAAAAACGGAACAGCUAAAAUGAAUGAUAAUCAAAUUAGAGCAGAAGGUAGAAGGUUAUUUAAACGCUUCUAUAACAUUCCUGAUGGUGCUAAUCCUAAAACUCGUAGAAGCUAUUUAAAUGAAGCAAUAGAUGCAUAUGAAGGGUUUGACAUUUCAUCAGAAAGUGAGAGAUUAGCGAGAAUGUUAAAUGUUAAUAUUGAUUUCUAUUAUUGUGAUCCUCAACCAGAAGACGUGGACAUAAAUAAGGUAGACUUUCCAUUAGUGGAAUCAAUAAUGAUAGAUCCAGAAUUUGAAACAGUAAAUAUUUUAUUAACACAGAGUCCAUGUGGAAAACUUCACGCUGACAGAAUAACAGACGUUGAAGCACUCACCGGCUAUAAAGUUUGUCCAUAUUGUAAAGAAGAAGUUUAUUCUAUCCGUGAUGAUCCAGAAAGGAAAAACCAAAGAAGAUUUUUAAAGCAUUGUGAGAAAUGUAAAGAAAAUAAUGGAAGAUUAAUUCAAGACGUUCAGUUGCAAAAGACACAGCAACCAUAUGCACCACAUAUUACGAAACAGAAGAUAUAUCAGUGGUUAUUAGCUCACAAUUUGCAGAAAUAUUAUAAACCGACAAGAUAUUAUAUUACUUUUGACUUCGAAACAUUAGAGACUAAAGAAGAAUUACAACUUUCUGAGUGUGCAACUUUGAAUGCUUACUUAAAACCAUUCAUGGUAUCAUCAACGGUUAAAUUAAACGAUAAAACAUAUACGAGGAAUUUUUUCUUAACUUCGAGUGAUUCUUUUAUUUCUGAUUGGAUUGAGUUUUUAUUUUCAACCUGUUCAUUAGUUGUUGAAUUAAAUAUGAGUCAAUACAAUGAAUUAUUGAAGUCGCAAACGGCGGGGACUUUGUCUCAUACAUUAAAUGAAAAACAGAAGGAAGCAUUUAAAGAACUUCUAGAUGAGGAAUUCAAUAAAGUGAAUAUCAUAGGUUUUAAUUCGGGAAAGUUUGAUUUAAAUUUAAUUCUUCGUGAUUUAAACACUGCAAAAUAG